Trichogramma pretiosum is the source of this 2392-nucleotide messenger RNA. Its product is annotated as cytochrome P450 6k1-like. The transcript is spliced from 5 exons. NCBI's taxonomy places the organism in Eukaryota, Metazoa, Arthropoda, Insecta, Hymenoptera, Trichogrammatidae. The coding region runs from base 643 to 2157 and encodes 504 amino acids. The record is from RefSeq and is a predicted model, not a curated record. Gene Ontology annotation, molecular function: heme binding; monooxygenase activity; oxidoreductase activity, acting on paired donors, with incorporation or reduction of molecular oxygen.
CAUUGUUUGUAUAAGUAUCGUAAUGUCCAACUAACUAUCUCAGUAUUAUACAUUAUUUUUUCGUUAAUUUUCGUUCGAUAUAAUUGAAGGAUUUUUUCUCAAAAUUCUUUGAGUGUAUUCUGUAUCUUGCUAAAGUCAAAUAGUGAACAUUUUAUGACGUUUUUUAGGAAGUGAGAAAGAGCUUUUUUCAAGAUCAUGUAAACAAGUCGACCUGUUAAGUUUUUAGUGUGAUUUCCAUCAAUUCGAUUCAUCCUUCAUUGAAAAACUUCUAUUGAUAAUAAUUAAUGCAGAUUAUUUUAAUAAUAGUUAGACUUGAUAAAUUGAAUUGGAUAUUUCAAAAUGAGCUCAUAACCUCUAUAAGUUUAUCUUCACGUACAAAAUCACUGAUAUAAAUUUAAAAUAUUUUUUUAGACUAUGGCAGUAAAUGUCUUCAAUGGAAGUCUAAUUUUACGUCUCGCAAUAGUUACAAUAAGCGUUAUAUUGUUUAUAUACAUUCUUUCAAAGUACGAUAAAAAAGUUUACAUAUAAACCUUGUUUUUUCAUUAUUAUUCAAUAUACGGUCAAAGUACUUUUGUAAACACGUAGAAUUUAUUAUAUUUUGAACGUAAAAAACAAAAUUAGUUAAAUUUGUUUAGAAUUACGAUGGCGCUUGAACUAUUAGUAUUUUUUAGUUAUAUUUUGUGUCUGUUUUUAAGUUUUUUUUCAUUAUUUUAUUUGUUCGCAAUUUAUAAACAAUCUUACUGGUUAAAACGUGGGGUUUACACGCCUAGUAAUUGCCACUGGUUUUUUGGUCAUUUCAAAGAUGCAUUUUUAUUAAAAAAAUCUUUUUCUCAAGUUUUCGAGGACUUGUAUAGUACGAAUACUGAUUCACCAGUUAUUGGAAUAUACAUGUUGCAAAAACCAUUCUUAAUAGUUCGAGAUCCUGAGCUUAUAAAACAAAUGUUCAUUAAAGAUUUUAACGUGUUUUGUAAUCGAUACUUUGCUUCGAAGCGAAAAGCCGAUAUAAUCGGUAGCUCAAAUUUAUUUUCGAUCGAUAAUCCCAAAUGGAAGUAUUUGCGCUCGAAAUUGUCCCCUGCAUUUAGUAUGGCUAAAUCCAAAAAACUCGUGCAGUUGAUGUUGAAGUCAACUGAUGGCCUCAUGAAUCAUUUAAGUUCUCAAACCACCGAUGGGAAAACAUCAACAAUCGAAUGCAGACAACUCAGCGACAAAUACACUACGGAUGUGAUAACUUCGUUUGCUUUCGGCAUUCAAACUAACUCGUACUUGAAUACAGAAUUUUAUGAUCGUAGUCGUGUAAUAUUUGAUAUGACAGUCCGUCGUGUAAUUUUGACACUGUCAGUUUUCUUUUUUCCUCGAAUUGCCGAUAUUAUGAAUGGUACGUUCUUAGAUUCUUCAGAGGAAUUUUUUAGGAACGUUUUCUGGAAAUCUAUGAAUGAAAGAGAAAAAUCUCGAACCAGCGAAAGAGGAGACAUCAUUGAUUUACUAAUCGAUUUGAAAAAUGAAAAACAAGAUCCCGAAUUCAGUUUUAAAGGUGAUUAUCUUGUUGCCCAAGCUGCAAUUAUACUUUUUGCUGGUAUUGAAACCAGUGCAACUACCAUGGGAUUUACUCUUUUGGAGCUUGCUAAAAAUCCUUCAAUGCAAACGAAAGUACGUCACGAAAUCCAAGAAAUAAUUGCAGAAAACGGGUUUACAUAUGAAGCACUUUUAAAUAUGAAAUAUUUAAAUCAAGUUGUAUGCGAAACUCUCCGAUUGUAUCCUCCACUGCCAAUUAUUGAUAGAGUAGCCAGCGAAAAUUAUAAAAUACCUGAUACCAGUAUUGUGCUAGAAAAAGGAACUGCUGUGUAUGCCAUCGUAAAUGGAUUGCAUAAAGAUCCACAGUUCUUUCGAGAUCCCCAUACAUUUAAUCCUGAUAGAUUUAGUGAAGAGCUUAAACAAAAUAUUAAGUCAUGCACUUAUAUGCCUUUUGGUGAGGGUCCAAGAAAGUGCAUAGGUAUGCGAAUGGGUCAAUUACAAUCUGUGGUUGGCUUAGCAACCAUUUUAAAUAAUUAUGAAGUUGCUCUAAAUUCACAGUACGUGACUAAAAUCAGCAAGAAAUCUAUGAUUUUGGCUCCAGAAAAUGGUAUCAGGCUCGAUUUUAAACGAAUCAGUUUAUUAUGAAAAUAUGUUUUCAUCUAAUUUUGGAGUAAACUUAAACUCCAAAUAGAGUUGUGACAGUCGAAAAAAACGUUUUUUACAUUUUUAAUGUACAUAUUUUUUUAAAUAAAAAAGUUUCAAUAUGCUGUUGAUAAUAAAUUGUCUUUUCGAGUAUUUCCUUAAAAUUAUUAAUCAUAAUUUUUCAAUUAUUUCAUGAAAGUAUUUAUAAUUUUGUACGCGAACGAUAAGAAUUUCUCAA